AAAUAUUCAACAUCAUAACAUUCAAAAGUCAAAAUAUCGGUCGAUAUUAGUUUUUCUGAAUUAAUCGGGACUUGAAAUUAUUUUCUUAAAUUAACUAAAAUAAAUGAAGUUAUUUAGGGUAAACAGAACUUAAGGGCUUAAACAAAAAAAAUCGGCCUGAUCAUGUCGGAAGAGAAUAAAUCAAUUCUCCACGAACUAUACGUAUAUUCGGAAUGGAAACCUGAACCAGAAUAUAUUCAAAAACCUGAUAACUUACUACUACCAGAAAACAUAUCAUCUUUAUGGAAGUGGCUUAAAUUUUUUGGACCCAAGAAGAAUUUAAUAGACAGUGUAACUGCUCAUAAAGAAAACCACCAAAAGUGGCAUAUCGCUCUCGGAGAUGAAGGGAAAGUCAUUGCUGUGUUAACUGACAAUAUAUUGGAGAUUAGAACAAAGAGAUCUGACUAUGCUACUAUUGCUGCUAGAACUACAGUUAAUAGGGAUCCUUAUUCACAAUGGAGGAAACUCGUCUGGAGUCCUGAUUGCUCCUUUGUGGUUCUAGCAUAUGGGAAUGGCGUAGUUGGCUUCUUUGACUUGACUGCUUCAAACCUUUUCAAUAUUCCUAUUGAAUGUUCAAGACCAGAGGGCUUGGAGUGUUCAGACAACACUCAUGCAGUCGCCGACGUUAUAUUCAUGCCACUUAGGGUCAAAGACACAAAAUGGAACUGGGAAGUUCUAAUAGUGACAUAUGACGGUAAACUGCGUGGAUAUUUGGUAUCGCAGACAGAAGGGUUCAAAAUUCAUCAUACAUUUAAAUUCAGUGGAGGUGUGUCCGCUGUAGCAUAUAGUGAUCGACAUUCCACUCUUUACGUUGCUGGAGUACCUAGAGGUUCAGGAAAGGAUCCGUCAUCGCCUCUAAGCGCAGGACUCACAGCCUGGCGGAUACUAAAUGACGAUCCAUUCUAUAAACUGUCUGUUGUGUCGGACGAGCUCGAGGCGCAGUUGGCAAAUCAAAGAUUCCAGCUUUACAUUCCAUUUGUAACUUCUAAGAAUUUAGCAUUCAUAGUCCAAAUGCAGCUGUCGCCCGACGCGACUAGACUCGUAUGUCUGCACUGCAACGGAGACGUCUCGGUGUGGCGCCUCCCGCUGCUGAAAGCGGAACAUCGGUGGCCCUUGGACACUCAACCGCUGCACGACCUAAGGAAUCCGCUGAGCAAUGAUGAUAAACCAACCAAGAAGGACCCGAUCAAAUAUUACGUGGCUGAUGUUAACUGGUGGAGUGGCGAGGAAAUAAUAGUGUCCAGAUUCAGCGGCGCCGUGUCUGUGUGUCCCAUCCAGGACAUGAUGAACAUUCUCGGGAAGAAACCCGAGUUCUUCCAGGGCGCACCACGGAUCACGUGUGCUCACGAGGGAACAUUCAUGGUGCUGGAAUGCGAGUCUAAUGUGUUGCCAGCGAAGAAAUCACGAAGUGACGAAAGUAUGGAAGUAGUGUCGACGGAUAACGACGAAGAGGAUACGAUGUUUGAAUUAACCAAAGAGCUGUUGAAGUCUGUGCUGUUCGCGAUCACCGAUAUCGAGACCUUCCAGCCCAAGCCGAAGCGGAUAACGGUCGUCUCCCGGGUGUACCGGCUGCUCGGAGUCAAGAGCACCACGCCCGCCGAACUAUUCUCCAGGAAGAUUGAAAGCGGCAAGUACACGGAAGCCUUGGCUUUGGCUGAAGAGUUUGGGCUGGACAGCGACUUGGUGUAUCAGCAGCAGUGGAGGAAGAACCCUGUCUCUACAGAGGCCAUACAGAAGUACUUGAGCAAAGUGUCUAAGAAGAUCUGGGCGGUGCAUCAGUGCGUGGACCGACUCCCCGAGACGCUACCGGCCGCCAAAGAACUACUGCAAUUCGGGAUUCAACUUACCAAUGAGAGAAUACUUGAUGAAAUAAAUACGAACUCUGAGAACAAGAUAGAAGAUCCUGACAACAUAACCCUGGAGCAUCUCAACGCGUACACGAGCGAGCUGCUGCGCUGCAGGCACGUCAUGCUCUUCUACAGAGAUCGACUGGCGUUAUAUGAGGCGAUUCUACGCUGUGAGAAAUCAACGUACGUGAAAGACGAGUACGACCGGCUCCGCAGCAACAGCAUCGUGCACAGCGCCGCCGAGACCGCCAAGGAAGGCCGCGUCGAGGCGCUCACCUGUCUGUGGCCUCAAAUCAAAACGGUCCCCAUGCAGCUGGCCGUUCUCGAGAAACUACCAGAGACAAUCAACCCCAUAGACUAUCAACAUUUGUUACCCACCAAGCAGGUCGUGCAGUGGUUCGAGAAGAAGUCCCCAAUUAAACUGCCGCCGUCACAGUAUGACAACGACUGGUGCCGCAAAGGCAUCUUCAGGUCGAUAUGGAGUUCCAACUGGUCGGAAGACUGCACUCCCGAUGUCGAGACCGUCGCGGAUGUCUUAAUAGAAGACGAAGAGUUAGGGAAAUGGUACGAAAAGAGAGCGAGGGAGAUCGAAGAGAGAAGCGGCAUGGUUUCUCAUUCUCUUACUCUUGUGACUAUUGCGAUGGUCGGCGGCGGCGUUCAAGGCUUAGACAAAAUUAUGUUUCACCUCAUGACCCUGGACACUCUGGUCUACGAUAUAAACAUCGAAGGGGUAACGCUCAAGCAGCUCGAAGGUCUGCCGCCGCUGGAAAUUUGCACGCUGCUCAUGAAAACGUCGACGGCAGAAACGUUCGUGUCGGACUUGAAGCAGUACGUGAUCCCGUACCUGAAGCGCCUGGAGAACAGGUCCAAGGUCAACGACGUCUGCAUCAACGGCCUCAUCGAUUAUCUGGUGCAUAUAAGCAUUGAAGACUUGUCUCCUAUACUCCUGGUGUUGCAGUCACCGACGGAGUUCGCGCUAGAUGUCUGCACUCAUUUGGAUCUAGUCGAAAAAUGUUUCUUCGCCUACACCGGCACCGACCUGGAGAAAGCGAACGCCCUGCUCGACACUAUACCGACAGAGAGCGACGGCAGCAUGUCGACGGCGGCGCUGCAGAGCGCGGCGGGGCGCGUGCGGCGCGCGUGCGGCGGCUGGGCGGCGCUGGCGGCGCGCGGCGUGCGCGUGUCGGGCGGCGCGCUGCGGGACCUGGCGCCGCACCGCGACCAGGCGCACGCGCUGCUGCUGCGCCUCGCCAGGGCCCUGCCCGCCGUUGAAGAAAAACCAACUGCGCAAGAUUGGGAGAAACUAUUGAAAGACAUAUUGAAUUUACAAUCAUCUUUAUUCACCUGCAUCAGUAAGACAGAAUGCUAUGAAAUCUACGCCACGUCGUUACUAACGUCGGGACACUCGCCCAGCGUCCGGCUGGCGGCCGACGUCAUGAACUGCUCGAAGUCGGCGCGGGGGGACAGCCGGAAGGUGCCGUACCCUAAGGCCUUGGAGCUGGUGCUGGCCGCCGCCACUGAGUACGUCAACUCCGCAUCAGGACUCGAGGAUCCCGCUCUCGAUAUUGCCAGGACGUGUCUAAUGCUGAUAAAAGAAAAAAAUGUAAAGAAAAUCGAAGAAGAGCUGGAUCUGAUCUCGUCAUUUCAAAUACUCAAUUCGUUUGAGGUCCCGCUACUGCCCAUACAAGUACGUUUGUGCGAAGACAGACUGUCUCUGGUCGAGCAGUGCCUGAGGCUGGACCUGAACGGGUACCUGGCGGGCCCCAAGCUGCUGAAGCUGGCCACGCUGCUGAGGGUGGCCGGAGACGACGAGCACACUCGCGAGGGUGAAGUACUGUCGCUGAUCGGCAAGUACGCGCUGGAGGCGGGCGCCCGCCCGCCCGCCGCACGCCCGCGACCUGUACGCCGCCGCGCUCACCUACUGCCACGCGAACCAGAUGCACGACAUGCUCACUGCUCGGUCAUUACACUUCAACUUACUAACUACUACUGGUUGAGCUUGGAGUUGGAGAGUCUCCAGCAGACCGGCGUGUUCGUAAGGGAGCAGCAGUUCCUGACCGACCGAUGGCCCUCCACAGACGACGAGUUCGCCGACGCCAUAACAACUCCGGUGAUCGAGAGGAAAGAUAUCGUGCCCACCGCUAAAGACAAGAAGCCACCAAGGAAUUAUGUCCUAAACACGUUUCAAUAUAAGUACGAUAUAAGUGAGAAGUCGAGUCCGGAGAGCGCGGAGGUGCGCUACCCGGAGUGGUACGCGCGUGUGUACGGGGGCGGGGCGCGCGCGGGGGGUGACGAGGUGCCUGCGGGGGGUGAUGGGGCGCCCGCGGGGGGCGAUGGGGGACACUACUCGUACGGCCGGUUCGCGAUGGAGCGCCCGACCGGCACUGCGCAUGCGCUGCUCUCCGCCUACUACAUACAAAACUGUCUCGAACACGGAUACACGGCGCAGCUAGAGGCCGAAUUGGUCCAGAAGUGCGGGGAAGAGCUGCUGUACAGAGACACGCCGCUGAGCGUGGCCUGCCUGCUGCGGUCCACUCAGGAGUACGACGUGACGAAGAAGUUCUUGGAGAGUCAGCACACGGACGCGGCCGUCAGCUGCGCGCUGUACGCGACGCUCGUGCACUGCAACUCGGCCGCGCUGCGGGACGACGUGUACUUGACCAAGCCGACCAAAAUGGCCAGGAUGACUUUGAAGCAGAAGAACGCUUCGGAAGUGCAGCUGAAGGUGAUCAACGAGUGCGUCGACAAGCUGACCGGCAUGGGCGAGGUGGCCGCGCUGCGCAACCUCGGCGUCGCGGUCAACGGGCUCCUCUUCAACGUCGACGACGACUACAGGCGGGAGCUCAUCUACAGGCUCGCCGGGUCUAAGGAGAAGAAGCACGUGGAGGUGGCGUGUUCUCUGGCGGACAAGUACGGGCUGGACGCGCUGGAGAUGUGGCUCGCGCACGCGGGGACCGCGGGCCGCCUCGCCGCGCCCCCCCGCCUCGCCGCCCGCCUCACCGCUGACCUCGCCGCCUACAACCGAAUACGAGAAGUGCUCUGGCCGCAGCUCCGCGGCGACGACCACAGCUCGCUCAUUAACUUCUUCACGUUGCUGAAAGGGAUCGAUGAGAAACAAGUGCUCUUCGGAAUGACCGUCAUGGAGCACAUCAAGCUGCUCAAGAAAGCCAAAGCUGCUUCCCCAGAGCUGGACUACAAGCUGCUGCUGGAGCCGGGCGCGGCGGAGCGUCUGUCUGCGCACCUGGUGGACAUCAUGAGGCCGGAGAACGUGGGCAUCGUCGGCAAGUUCCUCAGGACACUGCCGCCCGCCUUCAAGACGCCCAUUUCCAUCAACAGCAUCUACACGAAGUGGCUCACCAAACAUUUUUUUAGCGUCCCUUCGAACGCGACCAACAAGAAGUGGAUGCAACAAUACAGACAAUGCUCGAGCUACUUCAACAAGCUCUCCAAAGAGGAUCUCCUGCAGUUUGUGGCCGACACUUGCUUCUCUGAUGACGCGGUUCAACGCGUUCCUGCCGGUACUCGCAGCCUGAUGAUACUACAAGCGGUCGAUUACUGCCAGCAAGAGCAGGAGAACGAUCACAAGUCGAACAAGAGCGAACAAACAUGGGCGCAAGUAGGACAGGAGCUGACGCGCUGGGCUCGCUUCCUGGAGAACUUCCACUCGUCCAGCGUGCAGGCCAUCAUCGACUCCACGGACGUGCCCCGGGAUACGAUUUGGCCUGAGAUAGAGAAGAGUCACGGUGACGCGGAGCGCGUGGUGUCGGGGCUGGCGCGGCUGGUGCUGCGGGGCGGGGCGGGCCGCGCGCCCCCGCUGGCGCCGCUGCUGCAGUGUCUGCACGUGCCCGCGCCGCCCGCGCACGUGCUGCGCGCCGCCGCGCAAGCACUCGCCGACCAGAGUGAGGCGCAGAUCCUAGUGGAGCGCGUCGUGCAGUACCACAAGGAGGGCGUGAAGCUCCCCCCGGAUGUGCUGGACGAGGUGGUGCAGAGCGUGGCGGCGCUGGGGCUGGCGCCGCACCGGCUGGCGGGCGUGCUGGCGCUGUCGGGCGAGCGCGGCGGCGGGCGCGGCCUGCGCUGCGGCGCCGACCUGCUGCGCGAGCACUGGCCGCACCGCGCCGCCGCCGUCACAGAGGAGGCAUUGGCGAGUGAAGAAGGUCGACGUGAAUUAUUCGAGAAGUUCCUUGAGGAGUCCGACACUUGGCAACAGAGGAAGGCUCUGGUCGACGUGCUGAACUGCUGGCCUCCGAUUACUUCCAGCGAGUCGGCGAGUCUGCAGUGCGAGUACCUGUACGCGCUGCUGACGAACCCUCUGGACAGCAAGGAGAGCUUGGAGCUCAUCAAGGCGCUGCUCAGCCGGCCCGUCCUUAGCGAGCAGGAAAUUAAAUGGCUGAUCGACGACGUCGUCCCGGACGCAGUCGUGAACGCCAUCUGGAUUCUCUUGCUCAGUAAAUAUCAACAUUCCAAAGAAGAGAUACUGAACAUAUUGCAACAGCACAAGGAAGAAGUUGCGAAACAAGAAAUCGACGAUGAGCUGGUCGCGGAGUUGCUCCGCAACGACUUGUUCGUGAGUCUGGUCGGCACUCCGCUGUACCCCAAAAUGCUCAGCUACAUCAUCAGCCGGGAGGGCGGCUCCGAGGACGCGCCGUACUCCGUGCCGUGGGCCACGCGAGAGCUGCUGAAGGCCAACUACCUGGCCGAGGCCGGGCACCUCCGUCUCAUGGCUGAUGGCGUCCCGCCGCCCCUGCGAGGGUUCUCUCAGUCCGUUCUCUAUUGUAAGAAUAUCUUUAAGAAAUAAGUUUUAUCUGUUAAAUCAAUUGUGAACAAUGUAAACAUUAUUAUUACGUUGCCCUAUUUAUUUCUGUUUAAAUUAUUAAAUCAUCGAUUAAUGAAA
Molecule: messenger RNA, 6777 nt
Organism: Bombyx mori (domestic silkworm)
Lineage: Eukaryota; Metazoa; Arthropoda; Insecta; Lepidoptera; Bombycidae
Product: NBAS subunit of NRZ tethering complex
Exons: 42
Coding region: 163-6681 (2172 amino acids)
Biological process (GO): retrograde vesicle-mediated transport, Golgi to endoplasmic reticulum
Cellular component (GO): Dsl1/NZR complex
Molecular function (GO): SNARE binding
Source: RefSeq, a predicted model, not a curated record